GGAAACCUAGACUCCAGUGGGGGCGCGCACCUUCAGAAUGUCUUCCACCUUCUUCCGGUGCCAGCGCUGCAACCAGCCCCUGAAGCUCCGUGCAGUGCAGGAAGGGCCCUUGGAAGCCCAGCAGCAUGGCAGCCCCUCCCCAAGGGCCAGGACCUCCAGCAGCCCCCUUCCUGACUGUGGCGAGUCGUCCCAAGAAAGUGCCUGCUCCACCUUCUCUCUGCUUGGUGAGUUGACUGCCCAGAAAACUUUUGCAAUGCAGGAAGGGCCCUUGGAAGCCCAGCAGCAUGGCAGCCCCUCCCCAAGGGCCAGGACCUCCAGCAGCCCCCUUCCUGACUGUGGCGAGUCGUCCCAAGAAAGUGCCUGCUCCACCUUCUCUCUGCUUGGUGAGUUGACUGCCCAGAAAACUUUUGCAAUGCAGGAAGGGCCCUUGGAAGCCCAGCAGCAUGGCAGCCCCUCCCCAAGGGCCAGGACCUCCAGCAGCCCCCUUCCUGACUGUGGCGAGUCGUCCCAAGAAAGUGCCUGCUCCACCUUCUCUCUGCUUGGUGAGUUGACUGCCCAGAAAACUUUGAACACUAUCCAAAAUGUUGUCUUAGAGAACUCUGAAAACCUCUCCGACCAAAAAGAUGUGGACCACCCGCUCUGUGAGGACUGUACGGACAAUCUUUUGAGGGAACUGGAUGCCCAGCUCACUCUAGCUGAAGCUGACACCGAGAAGUACAGACGUUUCGUGAAGAGAGAGUCGCUGGUGAGUGAGGAAGAGAGGGAGGCCUUGCAUGCGGAGCUCCGGGCUGAGCUGCAGAGUCUGGAGCAGGAAGAAGCAAGGCUGACUCAGGAGCUGCAGGACGUAGACUGCCAGCAUGCAAGAAUUGAGGCCGAACUCAGAGCAGCCCAGGCAGAGAGCAGGGAGCUCGAACAACAGGAGGAGGAGGAUUUGAAGGAAUACGCUGCCUUGACAAAGGAACAGCUGGAGCUGACAGAGGAGCUGAGCAGUGUGGAGAACCGGUUGGCGUAUGCCCAGAAGCAGCUGUGGCGCCUGAGAAAGACAGAUAUCUUCAACAUGACGUUUACCAUCUUGGAUGAGGGGCCGCUGGGCAUUAUCAACAACUUAAGGCUGGGCCGCCUCCCUGGCAUCCAGGUGGGAUGGAGUGAGAUUAACGCCGCCUGGGGACAGACAGCCUUGCUGCUCUUCAGUUUGUCCAAGCUAGCUGGACUGCAAUUCCAGAGGUACCAACUAGUGCCCUGCGGGGACCAUUCCUACCUUAAGUCCUUGGCUGGUGAUGGGGUGCUGCCGCUGUUCUCAGAUGGGAGCCACAGAGUCUUCCACAAUAACAAGUUUGAUUGUGGGAUGAAGGCCUUCCUGGACUGCCUGCAGCAGUUUGUGGAGGAGGCUGAGAAGGAAGGCCUCUUCCUGCCCUAUAGGAUCCACGUGAAGGGAGGGGUGCUGGAGGAUACCAGGGGCAGUGGCGAGUGCUGCUCCAUCAGUACCCACCUGAACUCAGAUGAGGAGUGGGCAAAGGCUCUUAAAUUCAUGCUUACCAACUUAAAGUUGAUUCUUGCUUGGGCUUCGUCAAGGUACUGUUUUAAGGUGGAACCAGACUGGAGCCAUUUUAAAUAAAACUUCCAUUUUGAAUAGGGGUCAAAUAAAGUUUAAGUUCCCAAGACCUCCGUGGGUAAAUGACAUCCUGCUUGGCAGAGAGAGACAUGCAUGUGGGUAAGUGAUAUCCUGGCUUCUAGUUAAGACUCUGGAAUGAGUGGGGGGCAAGCCACCCUGGCACACUGGAGUAAGUCAACUAAUGACAGCAAGAUAUGUGUACCACAUAGAUAAAUGUUCCUAGGAAUGUCCCCUAUCCCCGAAUCCUGAUGGGUAGAAAAAUGUAACCGUAACUUGGUACAGAUGAUUUUUCAGGCAUAAAAGCAUUGUAAUGUUCUGGCUUAAGGCUCAGCUCCCGAGUUUGUUUUGCAACUCUAGUCAAUCAGUAGCAAACCCCAAUUUUUUUGUUUUUUGCAUUGGCUUGGUGUGCGAGUUGUGUUGGCUCCAAGUGGACUCCAUGGUGCUAGGACAAUGAACUCAUCUUCUAGAAUACUAGGGAAAUAAGGUGGCACGACUCAAGAUGUGACACGUUUGUGAUCCAGAGAUCGUUUUGUCUUUGAGAGUUCUUAGUAGCUCAGGUGGACCGUAAAUCCUCGACACUCCUCCUCCUUAGUCCCGAGUGCUAGGAUUACAUGAACCCACCAGGAAUGAGUUUUAAAAUAUUGCCUCAGAGGCCCUUGGUUUAUCUCUAGUACCAGUUCUGUGUUAUUUGCUGAGAGUGACCCAGAUGUCACUGCUGCACUGUGGUCUUUUUUCCUUGUAUCUUUUCUCUGGUUCCUCUUCACCCAGGCAUUCAAAAUGAUAGGGGAAAAAAUCCAAAGACAUAAGAUCACUCUUGCAUUAAAAAAAUGAUAGAGAUGAGGAGGGAAUUGUCCAGAGAUGAGUGGAGUCGGGGUAGCGAGGAGAAAAGCUGGUUUGAACUUUCUGAGAAAACUGUGAUGGCUCUACUGUGUGGAAUGAACCUUUGGAGGGCGGCAGUCAUGAGGUCAGAUGUCGGAGUGUGAAGGUUUUGAGUUUUGUAAUGCUUGAGCCUCCCCUUUCAUCUCUAAGACAAUUUCAAUAAAGGUUUACAUUUUCUGAAAUAAAAAGGAAACCUGUAUCAGAAAGCAUGAGAACAUAUAUGCCAUUGGUUUUGCAGAGGGGGAGAGAGAGUA
Molecule: messenger RNA, 2745 nt
Organism: Chionomys nivalis (European snow vole)
Lineage: Eukaryota; Metazoa; Chordata; Mammalia; Rodentia; Cricetidae
Product: beclin-2-like
Exons: 1
Coding region: 38-1615 (525 amino acids)
Biological process (GO): cellular response to nitrogen starvation; late endosome to vacuole transport; autophagosome assembly
Cellular component (GO): phagophore assembly site; phosphatidylinositol 3-kinase complex, class III, type II; phosphatidylinositol 3-kinase complex, class III, type I
Source: RefSeq, a predicted model, not a curated record